Kalmanozyma brasiliensis GHG001 is the source of this 801-nucleotide messenger RNA. RefSeq lists its product as uncharacterized. The coding region runs from base 1 to 801 and encodes 266 amino acids. NCBI's taxonomy places the organism in Eukaryota, Fungi, Basidiomycota, Ustilaginomycetes, Ustilaginales. The transcript has a single exon. The record is from RefSeq and is a predicted model, not a curated record.
AUGGAAGAAGCAUUCAACCGUAUGUCCGUCUCAACAAGCGAGAGCUCGUCAUCAGCCCUCGGCUUGGAGCUCGAAUCGCGUACACUACGACGCCGGCGGUCAGCGGCGUCAGCAGCGCUUCUCUCGCGGCCUUCGAUGCUAUCCUUGGGCGACCUGACACCUUCGUUCGAAACGUGUGUGCUGGUCUACCUCUCCUCGGACUCCCACGCCCACACCAGCGGGGUUGCCGCCCUUCGACUGAUCUACGCCCUGUUCGAGCCGUCCUUCCUGGUCGAUGGGACCUCGCAAACCGUUCGUAAAUUGGAUCGCCCAUCAUGGGAGCGACUCCGGUCUCACGUCGAGGAUCUUCGCAUCGUUGCGCUCUCCUCUCGCUACGAUGAAGGUCUCACAGAGCCUCCUACUCCCACGACGCCGUGCGCUGCGCCACUGCGCAAGCCCGACUGCGUGUUCGAUCUCUCGAUGCCAACUGAUGACCCGACGCAGCGAAUUGUGUCGCAGAUAUAUUUGCAACCGGCGUCGUACGCGUCGGUGCCGGCGAGAUGCAAGGACGAGCUGUUGGAGAUCGAGAUCCAUGCGCCGUCUCAGGCGGAAGAGCAGAGAAGAGUGUGUCUGCCCGCCCAGGUGAGGGCCGUGCUGCACGACGCGGAGCUGCUCAUGAAGGAAGGCGUUGCGCCGUUGACCCCGCUGUCCGCUCCGAGCAUGGGGAAGGCCAGCACCACAGGUGGAACGGGAGAAGCAGCGUUUGCGGAGACGCGCGAUCGCAUCCUCCGCCUUGUUCAGGAUCCAGCUCCGGAAGCAUAG